Molecule: messenger RNA, 2496 nt
Organism: Schistosoma guineensis
Lineage: Eukaryota; Metazoa; Platyhelminthes; Trematoda; Strigeidida; Schistosomatidae
Source: the annotation of a GenBank genome assembly
GGACAGCGGAAGUUUUGUCGUGAAGGCCGUCGGGCGAAAGCAUGUUAUAUGUUGUAGCACUUCAUAACCACUAUUGGGAUUGAAUUUUCUGACCUCUCAAGGAACAGUUUAGCGUCACUUUUUCAUAAGAUCACUAGAAAUAGUCUUCUUAUCGUUACUCUACAACUCAUAGUGAAGGGCGAUGGCAGAAGUAGUAGAACGCAAUUUGGAAGAUUCCGUUGGCGAGAUUCUGUAUAUUCGAAAAGCGAAACUAUUUGACAGAUUGGAGACCAAUGAAAUAGUUCGUAAACGAAGACACCAUGAAUACAGCCUUCAGAAGCGUAACAAACGGAUUUUAGACUAUGACGCCUACAUUAGCACUGAAAUAACGAUAAUGAAAUUGUUACGCUUUCGUCGCCAGAUUACAAACGAUAGCAGAUAUCUCGACAAGAUUGAGAAGUCAAUUAUUAGUCGUCUAGUACGCUUGCAUCGGCAAUUGUGUUACAGGUUCCAGUCUCAUCUUGACCUUUGGAUGAGAUUUAUUCAUUUUUGUAAAAUUAUUAACCGGCAUUUGUCUGUUGUACGUAUAUGGAAUAAUGUACUUCAGAUACAUGGUCGCACAGAACCAAGGCUUUGGAUUGCUGCAGCCGCAUACCAUUUACAUCAUGGUGUUAGAUCGAAAGCUCGUGAAAAUCUACGACAUUUUGACAGACAAAAAGGUGAUUUGGUAAAGACGCGGAAAAGAUUACUGAGUGAAUAUAUGAUAUUGGAUCGUCACGCAUCAGAAGCACAAAAGAAAGAAAUAAACGAGCUUAUGAAAGAGUUAAAAGAAAAUCAAGCUUCCUUAGAUAAAGCAGCUAAAGAAAUGGUCAGAGAACGUCGUCUUACUUGGGACAGAGCUCAUCUGAAUGCCAUUCGGGAAGCUCGUCAUUUGAUAACUGAAGGAAUCUCUUUAAAUCCUGAGUGUGAUCUAUUACAUUUGGAAUUAGCCAAGUUAGAGAUCAAUGCUUUUGAUUUUUUCCGCACUCGUGUCCUCCCACGAUAUGAAAACUGUGGUGUUGAUUCGGCCAACACAUCUGCAGAUAUCAACCUGAAUGGAUGUAAUAAAAAGAAGAAACUAAAAACAUUAGAAAGAGAGGCAGCGGAAAACAAGAAAUUCAUGAAUUUAGUAACUGAAAAUGCAGAAUUUAUUGCUAACGGAGGAGCUGUCAAUUUAGUGAUAGAAUCGCUACUAUCUCGUUGGGUUAAUAAUAGUAAAAUGCUUGAACUACUUCAUCAAAUCUUGUCAACUGUUCCGCAAAUAAUCGACUCACAUUUAAUUGAGAAAGUGGCUAACUUUGUAAACAAUGCCAAGGAAGUAGAUAUUUCUAAGUCUUUGGAAAAAGUUGAGGCCCCAUUAGAAUGUAGAACUCAUGGAAUUCGAUCAACACUUUCUGAUCAGUUGGUCGAAAUUCACCAAACCAUGCUGGAUAAAGGUGUGGAAGCUGUUAUACACUUAUGGAAUUCCUGGUAUUUACCUUCGACGGGUCAUUCUUUACAAACCUCGCCUUUCAGAUUAAUCAAUCCGUCAUCUCCUGAAGCUGUUGGUUUACUACGAUCUCGUUUAACUGCACUUUCUCUUUACUCUGUGUAUGAAUUAAACGAUCAGUCAUUGCCAAAAUCAACUAUAACAUCAAACGAAAUGGGCACAAAUGAACAGGAAACUAAAUUGCACAAUGUUUAUCACCAGAAACGCCAAUUUUUGUCCUCUGAAGUUAAUAAAACUCGAGGCUUGUUUGAUUUACUGAGUACUUCACAGUGGGGUAGUCACUGUCCAGAUUCCUUCGAGUCAUCGAACAUGCAAAUAUGAUAAACCGCAUGUUGGCUAACCUUAAUGAGAGGUUCGCACAUCAGUCUGGAUGACAGAAUUUGGUCAAGUUUUGGGAUUAAAAACAAUGAUGUUAAUUAAAACUAAAGAGGCGUACUGCGAUAUGCAUAUGUCAGUCCUACAAAUGGUUAUUCUCUGUCCAAAUAGCUCUGUGGCAACAUUUUUAACUGUGACAUACGUUUGAGUUUUAGAGGGGACAUCUCUCUCAAGAUUGCAAACAUGCCUAUUUAGUACGAGUGCCAACAAAGAUGAAAUCUGUCUAUGGUUUAUGGUGAUUGCUUUCAAACAUCUGACAUCAAAAUGCUAAUAAAGAUCUUUUCUCUGUUCUAUUGUUACUGUACAGAAUUCUGGUUAUUAUAUUUACACUUUGAAAAGACAAUUGGAGAUAUCACACAAAUGCCAGCUGUGCAAUGGAGAGCUCAAAAGACUCUGCUCACUGAAUACUUUGAUAAAUUCAUAUUAAUGUUAAAUAAAGAACAAUAAUAAACAUUGCUGACAUGAUAUGUAUCACAUAUAUUUUGUUUAAUAAUUAAAAUAUAUUUAAGGAAGCCUUUUGUAAUUUAACUUAUGUAUUUAUAUUUGUAAAGAAUUUUAAUUUUGUUGGACUAUAGAUUGGUUUGUUUAACUUUACCUAUAUUAUUCCUUUCGAA